CGAAAGAUCUAACAAUCUAUUCUCGCCAUCUCACUCUUCUUCAGUGUUAUCGCUCUCUCAAUUCCAAACUCGAAAUAAGGGUUUAGGGUUUCGCUUUAUUCUAUCAACAAAAAAUGAGUUCUACGACCAAGGGUGGAAGGGGCAAGCCAAAGGCCACCAAAUCUGUUUCAAGAUCUUCAAAGGCUGGUCUCCAGUUUCCCGUCGGUAGAAUUGCAAGAUUCUUGAAGGCUGGAAAGUACGCCGAGCGUGUCGGUGCCGGUGCUCCGGUCUACCUCUCCGCCGUUCUCGAAUAUCUCGCCGCUGAGGUUUUGGAAUUGGCUGGUAAUGCCGCUAGGGAUAACAAGAAGAAUCGUAUUGUUCCAAGGCACAUUCAGCUUGCGGUUAGGAACGAUGAGGAACUGAGCAAGCUUUUGGGGGCUGUGACCAUUGCUAAUGGUGGUGUUUUGCCUAAUAUUCACUCGACUUUACUUCCUAAGAAGGCUGGAAAGGGUAAAGAUGAAAUUGGAUCUGCUUCUCAAGAAUUCUAGGGUUUCUGUUUGCUGUUGAGUAGUUGUAGUUUUAUUUUGUGCUAGUUGUAACAUACAAUUUUUGGUUUAUUUUACUGUUUCCAAUGUAAUCCAUCUCUACGGAGUGGGUAGUUCUGUACUAUGACCUUUCAAGGAGAUUAAUGGAAAACAUUGCUUUUGUUA
This is a messenger RNA of Lathyrus oleraceus (garden pea), 689 nucleotides long. Its product is annotated as histone H2AX. NCBI's taxonomy places the organism in Eukaryota, Viridiplantae, Streptophyta, Magnoliopsida, Fabales, Fabaceae. Gene Ontology annotation, cellular component: nucleosome. Gene Ontology annotation, molecular function: protein heterodimerization activity; DNA binding; structural constituent of chromatin. The record is from RefSeq and is a predicted model, not a curated record. The transcript is spliced from 2 exons. Bases 114 to 527 code for a protein of 137 amino acids.